CCUGCUGUCCCCGACCUCCCCGAGGCCGAGGCUGGUGGCGCCUGCAGCCAAGUCCAACUCCUGCGCCCUCCCAGCCCGGCCGCGCCGAGGGCGGGGCACCAGCGCCAGGAAAUGCCCAGGAGUGCGUGUCACCUGCCCCGACGACUUGUUGAUUCCCAGGGGCGCCGCCUUUGCGGGUCCGCCCCCGAGAGCGGAGGACGGUCUCGCUUGCCUGUCCCCCCAAGCACGCCCCCGACUGCACAGCCAUGAGCAAGUUGGGCAGGUUCUUUAAAGGAGGGGGCUCUUCUAAGAGCCGUGGGGCCCCCAGCCCCCAGGAGGCCCUAGCCCGACUCCGGGAGACCGAGGAGAUGCUGGGCAAGAAGCAGGACUACCUGGAAAACCGCAUCCAGAGGGAGCUCGCCCUGGCCAAGAAGCACGGCAGGCAGAACAAGCGAGCUGCAUUACAGGCACUCAAGAGAAAGAAGAGGUUGGAGAAGCAGCUCACUCAGAUCGACGGCACGCUGUCCACCAUCGAGUUCCAGCGAGAGGCCCUGGAGAACUCUCACACCAACGCCGAGGUGCUCAGGAACAUGGGCCUCGCCGCGAAAGCCAUGAAGGCCGUCCACGAGAACAUGGAUCUGAACAAAAUAGAUGAUUUGAUGCAAGAGAUCACAGAGCAGCAAGACGUCGCCCAGGAAAUCUCAGAAGCCUUUUCCCAACGGGUCGGACUUGGCGAUGGCUUUGAUGAGGAUGAGUUGAUGGCAGAACUUGAAGAACUGGAACAGGAAGAAUUAAAUAAGAAGAUGACAAAUGUUCGACUUCCAAAUGUGCCUUCCACUUCCCUCCCAGCCCAGCCAGACAGAACGCCAGGGCGGAGGCCGGGCAUGCCGGCCACUGCACAGCGGCCCCGACCAGCAUCUUCCAGGAUGGCGGAAGAAGAUGAUGAUGCUAUCAAACAGUUGGAAGCUUGGGCUACUUAAGUUAAAACGGUUUUUUUUUGACACUUACAUGAAUGAGCUGUACGCAGGGUGUAAAAGAGCGUUUUUGCCAAGUCCAGGAGUUAACAAAGAUUCUGUUUUAUAUUUA
Molecule: messenger RNA, 1065 nt
Organism: Pteropus alecto (black flying fox)
Lineage: Eukaryota; Metazoa; Chordata; Mammalia; Chiroptera; Pteropodidae
Gene: CHMP4C
Product: charged multivesicular body protein 4C
Exons: 5
Coding region: 246-959 (237 amino acids)
Biological process (GO): late endosome to vacuole transport via multivesicular body sorting pathway; vesicle budding from membrane
Cellular component (GO): multivesicular body; cytoplasmic side of plasma membrane; ESCRT III complex
Source: RefSeq, a predicted model, not a curated record